UAAUCGAAACCACUAAUCAGGAACUGAGCCGCAACCCGUCACGCGCGCCUCUGAGAAAUGAAUGGCGGAGAGAACGACCCGCUAAACCGGCACCACUGAUCGCCGCCUAGCUCAAUAUGGAACGUCUGAUUAGUCGGCACCACUAUCGGGUCGGCGCCCGAUCCUCGCUCACCUGCCCGGCAGCUUCGCGCUCCGCUUCCAGAACUGCUUGCUGUUUUCCGCGGCCAUGGCUGGGGGCAGAGGCCGGGUCCCCCACCAGCUCCGGGAGGGAGGGGACGAGCCGAAGCGGUGGGCCCCAGAGCCUCCGGCCGAGGCCGUUUCACCUCCUCCCUCCAGGGACCCCGUUGCCAGUCCCCAGCGCCGCCAUCUUGGAUCCGGGCGGGCACGGUUCCCCCCCCCAUUGGCUGCCUGACCGAGAGUCUUCAAAUCUGGCCAAUCCUGAGCCGGAUUCCGAGAGUAACGUAAAACAAAAAUGUAAAAAGUGAGGAAUCAAGAAGCUGGACAGAGCUCGAGGGGCGGGAUAAUUUGUCUAGCGAAGCGCGGGGGAUGGGUAGAAAUUUGGAAAAGGGGACGGGAGAGAGAGAGCGCGAGAGCGGAGGCGAUCACCACGAGCAGCCCGUGGACAGGAAGGCGGUUAGGUUUAACUGUAGAAAUUGGUUGGAACAAGAAUAGGAUGGGAGACCACCACGGUAAACAAUAAAAUAAAAGUUCAGCUCUGCUAGGGCGGGGUUUAAACUGCCCGGUAUCAGCCUGGGAAGGAAUUCAGGCAGGGGUUGUUUUAGGAUUGCUAUCUAUCUCAGAAAAACAGCUGCUACUUAUCCCUUUGCACGAUCUCAUUCAAAUAUACGCAGUUUUAAAUUUUUAUCCACUCCCACCCCCAGACGAGACGCAGCUAAAAACAAUUAGCAGUCAUCUCAAGCGGCUACUUUGCCAUAAAUAGAUACAAAUUCAGCCUUUUCUUUUCUUUUUUAUUACCCGGGCGAUAAGCUUGUGCUGGCAACGUCCUCCAGCCACAGGACAUAGUUGCCUAAAUUCCCCCAAGAUGCAGUGAAGAAGGUAGAGAGGCACCGAUUUAUAAGAUUUUAUUUAAGGGGGAAAAUAGCUCUUAGAGCCCCAAGACUUGGACUUUCAACUGCAUAUUGUACACCAUUUUUUUGUCCAUUUAGCCUGAUAUCAGAAACCAUGGAACCAUCAGACAAAAUACUGCUGGGGUAUUAAUUGCUAGGGCAAAACAUCAUUGUGAAAUUUCUUUCUCAGGGAGGCUUGCCAGGCUGCAUUGUUCAAGACUUAAGAGGCCACUACUGGAGAAGCCAGGAUGAUCCUCCUAUUGGCAAAUGGCUUCUGUGGCAUGUUGCCAAAAACAGGGGCUGUUGUAGCUGGUCUCUACAUGAUUACUAUGACCAAUAUGUACCUUAUCUUUGAGACUGGUCACCUAAACCGGUCCUUAACUCUAUCAAAGAAAGCCAUGGUAAAAGGCACCACUACUAGCCUAUUGUGGGUCCUCCCUUCUUGUUACUACGCAGCUAUUGGCCUGGCUGUUGUAACCUAUCCUAUAUGUAUCUACUACAUCUAUUCAGUCAUCAAGCGAAACAUAAUGGGAAUAUGUGUGUACAUUGCUUGGAUCAUCUUCUAUGACUUAGCCAACUGUGUCAUUAUAGUUCUCACUGCCAAAGCUGCACAUCAAGCCAAGUUUAAAAUCAGUCCUUUGGAAUGGUUUGGGUUGGCCACCAGAAUUCCCACAGAUUGCUUUUGGCUCUCCUUUACUGUAACAUAUGCUAUAUUGAUUAUGGAAAGCCAAAGCACUGGGAGGAUGUCACUGAAGGUAAGACGGGCAUCUAGACAAGUGGUAGUACCUCCCAGGCUUAGAUUGGGCAGCAUUGCCAGGAGAAUCCAAUGAGCGCUGUCCAUUUCUUCAUCUAUGUGAUCCUCUCUGCAUUUGUGCACACCAGGCCUUUGCAACAUAGGGCCUACCAAGCAAAACACAGCCUGCCACAUAUAUACUGCUACCCACUGAUAGCUUGAUAAGCCUCUGAUUACUGCUGCCUGUUUGAACUGCAAAAAACCAGAAGGUAGUUGUAUAUGACUGUUGGACUGUUUUUGGUCUGGUGAGCGAGACAUUGUGCAGACUUAGUGUACAUAUACAGGCAUUCCAAGAGGUGUUUCGUGUGCUCUAACUUGCUCUUAUUGCAUUGCUUUGGGAUUGGCUGGAUGUCUUUAAUAUAUUUAUUCUAUUAUUAUUCUGUCAA
Hemicordylus capensis (graceful crag lizard) is the source of this 2246-nucleotide messenger RNA. RefSeq names its product transmembrane protein 217 (gene TMEM217). Bases 1316 to 1897 code for a protein of 193 amino acids. The transcript is spliced from 3 exons. The record is from RefSeq and is a predicted model, not a curated record. Lineage: Eukaryota; Metazoa; Chordata; Lepidosauria; Squamata; Cordylidae.